Molecule: messenger RNA, 2435 nt
Organism: Monodelphis domestica (gray short-tailed opossum)
Lineage: Eukaryota; Metazoa; Chordata; Mammalia; Didelphimorphia; Didelphidae
Gene: ANKRD65
Product: ankyrin repeat domain 65
Molecular function (GO): protein binding
Source: RefSeq, a predicted model, not a curated record
GCUUGUCACUGUGACUGCCAGAACACCCUUCCUGUGAUUGUUCCUGAAGGAGCCUGGUCUGUCUGUGGGUGAGCCCCAGCCAAGGGAGCAGGAGAGCUGGUUGUCAGGAUCACCCUGGGGGACUCCCUCCUGUUGCUGGGUAAACAACCCAGCACAGGGGUGGAGAGGAGGGAGGAGGGAGACUUCCAGAUCCACAGCCCUGAGUGUGGCGGCCUUCCUCUCCUCCCUCCUAAUGCCUUUGGCCCUCUCUGGCCCCAGCCCUCAGCUCCCCAGCCCUGCGUUUUCUCAGGCAUCUUCAGCCUUCCUGGGAACGCCAGCCCUGCCAGGAUUUGAAUUUGAUGCUCAGGACUAGGAGGAAGGAUCCUCGGCAGACAGCCCAGAGCAACUCGGAAGGGCCCGUGGAGAAGGGAAGGCAGCCAUCGAUGAGAAGCACCAGGCCACGGGCUCUUCAGCCUUGGAGGGAGCAGAGAGAUUUGGAGGCUGAGAUGGGGCAGCACUUCAUGGACCUAGAGAUGGGGGAUGCUAAGGCCCAGGAGAAGGAGGAAGAGCAGCCUCUGGGUCUCCUUCCUGCCUCAAAGGGCUGGGACCAAGGCCAAGUGAUCAAGGCCAUUUGGAGAGGCCAACUGGGCCUGAUGAAGCAGUUGCUGAGGCAGGGGACCUGCAUCAAUGAGAGGGAUCCAGCAGGCCGGACCCUGCUCCAUCAUGCAGUGGUAAGUGGCCACAUCCCUCUUGUCCGCUUCCUAGUACAGCGUGGGGCCGCAGUGGAUGCAGCAGAUGAGGAGCUGGUCACUCCUCUGCACUGGGCCACCUGGAAGGGGCAGACCCAGGUGGCCGAGCUGCUCUUACAGCGGGGGGCCCCAGCUUUAGCCAAGAGUCGGAGAGGCUUCACACCACUGCAUUGGGCAGCUGCCCUUGGACACACACUUCUGGUCCAGCGGUUGCUUGCCCAUGGCCUGGAUGCUGCCAGUGGGGAUGCGCAUGGGUGGACAGCACUGCACUGGGCAGCUGCAGGGAACCAGCUUCAUGUAGUAGAACUCCUGAGCCACCAGGGCAUCUCACUGGACAUCAGCUGCUCAGGAGGCCCCUGUCCUGUGCACGUGGCAGCAGGGACUGGAAGAAAGGAGAUACUACAGUUCCUUCUGGUCCUGGGAGCAAAUGUCAAUACCCAAGAUGGCACUGGAGCAACAGCCCUCAUCAUUGCCUCAGACCUGGGGGACCAGGAGGUGGUAAGGCUGCUCUUGGAUCAUGGAGCAGAGGGAGCUCUUCCAGACCAACAUGGCCGCUCUGCCCUCCACCGGGCUGCUGCUGCAGGCCACCUUCCUGUGGUCCAGCUGCUGGUGGAGAGAGGAGCUGAGGUGGAUGCCCGGGAUGGACUGUAUCUCACACCCCUGCACCAUGCAACCCUGGGGGGACACACUGUGGUUGCCAGCUACCUGCUGGACCAAGGAGCAGAGGUCAAUGCCGCUGGUUGGCUUCACAAGACUGCCCUGCACUUGGCCUUGGAGAAGGGUCAUUGCUCCAUGGCAGAGCUACUACUGAGGUGGGGGGCCAGCCCCAACCUGCGGACACAGUGGCUGGAGACUGCACAAGACCUUGCUGGCCCAGGCAGUCCUCUUAAGACUCUCUGUUCUCUUCAGAAAGGCCAAGAGGAGAUAUGCAAGGCUGGGCAGAACUUGGGCACCUCCACGUAGACACUGGAGUGGAGGGAACGUCUGUCUGGGUACCACCUGGAUUUGAGUGGUUCUAUGUUACUGGCUCACAGGACUUAUGGGAGAUUCCCAACUCUCUCCUUUUAUAGUGGAGGAAACUGAUUAAGAUUACAUCGGUAUAACCUCUAGCAGACUAUUUCCUGCUUCCCAAGAAGGCAGGGGAAGGAGAGAAGGAGGAAAUCUGGCUCCUAAAAUACCAGAAAAACAAUCGCCAAAAAUGGCUUCUAUAUUUAACGGAAAAAAUUAAGUUUUUUAAAAAGAUCAUAAGGAUGAUGACUAGAGUUGGCAUCAAAGCCUGGGCAAUGAUCUACAAAAUGGGAACAAUCCUUGUAUUGUCUUAGAGCAUUCCUGUAAGGAGAGUAAAACCUCUAGUGACGUACAGAAGUGAGUUUUCAUUGUUGCUCUUAUGCCUGGGACCUCAGAGAAAUGCCCGUUUUCAAGAGGACGAAUGAAGGUGGGGACUGAGGAGUAAGCUAGAUGGGCAGAGCCUAUCCCAUUUGCCAUGUUUAUUCUUUCUGAGAGGGGAAUGGGGCAGCAGUAACCCAAGUCCCUGGACACUUGACCACAUGACCCGGCCAGUUCUGAUUCUGAAGAAUAAGAAUGUCUACCUUCUGCCAUUGCUUUUUGAGGAGAUUUACUAAUAACAACAAUAGUUAUUUACUAACAUUUUACUAACAACAGUUAAUAACAACAUGUAUACAGCACCUUAAAGCUUGCAGAAUCCUU